AUGGCCUCAGUUGCAGUAUCUACCCCUCUCAAGUCCCACGCCGGACUCUUCUCCUCCCGCACCGCUGGCGGUCGCAUGCCCCUGACUCCUUCUCCUCGCCAACGCCAAGCCACCGCCCCCGUCGCCGUGAACUUGGACUCGUCCCCCUUCACCCCCGAGAGAAAGUCGAAUGCGGCCGGCAAGUCGGUCUACGGAGGAAACCUGUCUUCACACUUUGCCAAGGCCUCGUCGAGGUCCCACCGCGACUCGCCCAAGUCCAACAUCGCCCGUGGUGUCUCCACUCCCCGCAAGGCUCUCGAGCUUGGCGUGUCAGACUUCACCCUCGUCGGUACGGGCAAUACCAAGACCCCCGCCAGCUCCAAGAAGGCGCCCUUGAGGUCAAAGUCGAACAAGACCACCAUCUCCUACGCUGCCGACCGCUUCAUUCCCAACCGCAGCAACAGCUCGGCCAUUGCCAACAAGGGCUCUGGCAAGCUCGACGUCCAGGACAAGCAGAGACCCAAGACCAGCAACGGCGAGAGCUCCACGGUCCUGUCCUCGGCGGCCGAUGAUGCCAUUGCCGCGCUCGAGGGCCUCAACAUCAAUGACGAUGACGCCGCCACGUACUCUCGGCCCUCGCCCAACAGCGUUGCCUACCAAGACUCGCUGGCCAGCGCCUGCGGGGUCAGCCUCAACACGCGUAUCCUGCAGUUCAAGCCCGCACCCCCCGAGUCGUCCAAGCCCAUCGACCUCAGACAGCAGUACAACCGCCCCCUGAAGUCGGCCACCAACUCGGCCCAGUUCCGCCGCCGUGUGGCCACUGCCCCUGAGCGAGUCCUGGACGCCCCUGGUCUCAUUGAUGACUACUACUUGAACCUGCUCGACUGGAGCUCCGGCAACCAGGUCGCCAUCGGCCUGGAGCGCAAUGUCUACGUCUGGUCUGCCGAUGAGGGCAGCGUCAGCUGUCUUCUGGAGACCAGCCCCGACACGUACGUCAGCAGUGUCAAGUGGUCUGGCGAUGGUGCCUACGUCAGCGUCGGCCUCGGCACUGGCGAGGUGCAGAUCUGGGAUGUCGCUGAAGGUCAGAAGAUCCGCAGCAUGUUCGGCCACGAUACCCGUGUCGGCGUCAUGGGCUGGAACAAGCACCUUCUCUCCACCGGCGCCCGCAGCGGCCUCGUGUUCAACCACGAUGUCCGCAUCGCCGAGCACAAGAUUGCCGAGCUCGUUUCCCACACCUCGGAGGUCUGCGGCCUUGAGUGGCGCGGCGAUGGUGCUCAGCUCGCUACUGGCGGCAACGACAACCUGGUGUCGAUCUGGGAUGCCCGUUCCCUGGCCGUCCCCAAGUUCACCAAGACCAACCACAAGGCGGCCGUCAAGGCUCUUGCCUGGUGCCCGUGGAACGCCAACCUUCUUGCCACCGGCGGAGGUUCGUACGACCGCCACAUCCACUUCUGGAACACCACCUCGGGUGCCCGCGUCAACAGCAUCGACACCGGAUCUCAGGUCACCAGCUUGCGCUGGAGCACGACCUACAAGGAGAUCGUCAGCUCGAGCGGUUUCCCGGACAACUCUCUCAGCAUCUGGAGCUAUCCCACCAUGGUCCGCAACGUUGAGAUCCCGGCCCACGAGAGCCGUGUUCUCCACAGCUGCCUGAGCCCGGACGGCCAGAUGCUUGCGACUGCCGCUGCCGACGAGAGCUUGAAGUUCUGGAAGGUGUUUGAGAAGAAGGCGGGCGCUUCGGCCGGUGUUGGUGCAAGUGGCUCCUCCAGCAAGGCCCAGAUGACCAAGCAGAUGACCAUCCGAUAA
Molecule: messenger RNA, 1785 nt
Organism: Neoarthrinium moseri
Lineage: Eukaryota; Fungi; Ascomycota; Sordariomycetes; Amphisphaeriales; Apiosporaceae
Exons: 2
Coding region: 1-1785 (594 amino acids)
Biological process (GO): anaphase-promoting complex-dependent catabolic process; positive regulation of anaphase-promoting complex-dependent catabolic process; positive regulation of ubiquitin protein ligase activity
Cellular component (GO): anaphase-promoting complex
Molecular function (GO): anaphase-promoting complex binding; ubiquitin ligase activator activity; protein binding
Source: RefSeq, a predicted model, not a curated record